GGCCAUUCUGUCAGAGCUCGCGCAGACUAGACAGAGGGCGGACGUGCUUGCUCGUGCAGAGAGGAAACCAUCUGACCACCAAAACCAGCAAGACGUGUUGCCUCCUCGCCGCGUUGCGUCUUCUCUCCAACACGAACGAACCAACUCUGAAUUCGCAUUAAAUAUGUCUAAUAUCGUUUGCUGUCAAACGCCUCAGGUUAUAAUGUAUGACCAACACAGAAUACGUACAACUCUAUAGCCAACGGGAUCCCGAGGACUUGAUUACAGUCGCUUCAAGCCUGAUAGUUUGUCCGUGCGGCUGCUCCCCCUCUCCCUUCUGCUCACGCCCGUUUAGUCAACUGGCAUUUCUUCUAACAUCUUCCCAUCCCUCUCCUCGGGUGAAGAAGACUUGGGUUCCACUGUGAUCUCAGUCUGCUUUGCCUAUUGCCUAUCUUCGGUUCCUGUUCUACUCUCAGCAGUAGUGCUUCCCUGGAUUUGCAUUAUUCUCUAUUAGGCAUACCAUCAAAAUUUACCAAGAUGAUUCCAAACGGUUAUUUGAUCUUUGAGGAUGAAAGUUUCCUGGAUUCCACCGUGGCCAAAAUGAACGCUCUGAGAAAGAGUGGUCAGUUCUGCGAUGUCAGACUGCAGGUGUGUGGUCAUGAGCUAAUGGCUCACCGUGCUGUUCUGGCUUGCUGCAGUCCCUACUUGUUUGAGAUCUUUAAUAGUGACAAUGAGCCUCAUGGUGUCUCACAUGUCACUUUUGAGGACUUGGACCCAGAGGCUGUAGAGAUCUUGCUCAACUACGCCUAUACUGCCCAGCUAAAGGCAGACAAGGAACUGGUCAAGGAAGUUUACUCUGCAGCCAAAAGAUUCAAGAUGGAACGAGUUAAACAGAUUUGUGGCGACUACCUGCUGUCUAAAAUGGAUUCCCAGAACGCCAUCUCUUUUCGUAACUUUGCCAGCUCUAUGGGAGAUGCCAGAGUUUUGGCCAAGGUGGACGCCUUUAUCCAGGACCAUCUACUGGAAGUGUCUGAACAAGAGGACUUCCUCAAACUUCCCCGUCUCAAGUUAGAAGUAAUGCUAGAAGACAACCUGACCCUGCCCAGCAAUGGCAAGCUCUACUCGAAAGUGCUCAACUGGGUGCAGCGUAGCCUUUGGGAGAAUGGAGACCAACUGGAACGACUUAUGGAGGAGGUGCAAACGCUGUACUACUCACCUGACCAUAAGCUGGUGGAUGGAGGGCUGGUGAUUGAGGGGCACAGUGAGGUGUUUGGUGGCGAGGAGGACCACCUUCAGUUUGUGCAGAAGAAACCCGUACGGGAGAGCACCCAGAGACAGAUGAGCUGCAGCUCCUCAGGAAGCCUGUCGCCCUCCAACCAAGCAGCAAAUGCCCCCAAACAGACCGCCAGGAGAGAGUGGAAGUACAUCGCCUCUGAGAAGACCACAAACAACACCUACCUGUGUCUGGCUGUGCUGGACAGUGUGUUGUGUGUGAUCUUCUUGCACGGUCGCAGCAGCCCUCAGACCUCCCCCUCUGCCACCCCCUGCCUGAUGAAAAGCCUCAGCUUCGAGGCCCAGCCCGAGGAACUGGAAGAGCAACCGCUCUCACCCAUGCAUUAUGCUCGCUCUGGCCUGGGCACCGCAGGCCUGAGUGGGAGACUCAUCGCAGCAGGAGGCUACAACAGAGAGGAGUGUCUGAGGACUGUGGAGUGUUACGACCCCAAAGAGGACCGCUGGACCUUCAUCGCUCCCAUGCGGACUCCAAGGGCUCGAUUCCAGAUGGCUGUGCUCAUGGGUCAGCUGUAUGUGAUUGGAGGUUCAAAUGGACAUUCUGAUGAGCUGAGCUGCGGGGAGAGGUACGAUCCACAAGCUGAUGAAUGGGCUCAAGUGCCAGAACUGAGGACAAACCGCUGCAAUGCAGGUGUCUGCUCACUGAACAACAAACUCUACGUUGUGGGAGGAUCCGACCCCUGCGGGCAGAAGGGCCUUAAGAACUGUGAUGCUUUUGACCCUGUGACAAAAACCUGGUCUAACUGUGCCAACCUCAACAUCAGGAGGCACCAGGCAGCAGUGUGUGAGUUGGAUGGCUUCAUGUACGUGAUUGGAGGGGCGGAGUCCUGGAACUGCCUGAACACUGUGGAACGCUACAACCCUGAGAACAACACCUGGACCUUGAUAGCCCCCAUGAAUGUGGCUCGCAGGGGGGCCGGCGUUGCUGUCCAUGCAGGCAAACUGUUUGUCGUUGGCGGUUUCGACGGCUCCCAUGCGCUCCGCUGUGUGGAGGUGUACGACCCCGCCCGCAAUGAGUGGAGGAUGCUGGGUAGCAUGACAUCUUCCCGCAGCAAUGCGGGCGUGGCCAUGCUGGGCGAAACCAUCUACGCUGUGGGCGGCUUCGAUGGCAACGAGUUCCUCAACACGAUGGAGGUGUACAACCCUGAGACGGACGAGUGGAACGACUGCACCAAGGCCCUGACUCCCCUCUCCGACUGAAGAGGGGGAAGCCGGGGAGGUGUGAAGGGAGGGAGGGGGGAGAGAGAGAGAGAGAGGGAAGGGGUUGGGGGAGUUUCACAGUGCUUCACCUUUUUCCAAACUAACAGGCUUAGUGACGUAAUCGUGUUUCGUGACGUUGUGUGUAUGUAUGUAUGCAUGUGUGUAUGUGUGUGUGUAUGUGUGUGUGCGCGUGUAUGAGCGGAUAUGUGUGGGUGGGGGGUGGGGGUCGUCGGGAUGAGGGGUCUUCAGUGAAGACUGGCUUAUAUGUGGCGCGGUUGGGAUGGGGGUGGAAGGGUUGUUGCCCAAAGCAACAUGACGCCUUUGCAUAUUGCAUACAAUGUUUUUCGUGCUGUAUAUAUUUUAUUUCUUCCUCAAUUUUUGUCAUAUGCCAACAUCUAAUACACUUAGUGCUUUUCUUUUUCUCUUAGAGUUGAGAAGUUUGUCACUUUCAUUGAGGGUUUUCAGAUGGGCUCGCAAUUAUUUGUCACUUGGAAGGUGGCAGUAUAGAGUGGUGACAAUUGACUUGAAAGUUCAAAUUUAUUUAAGAAUAUUUCUGUUGUGGAAAUGUAAUUUUGCUCACAUAUUUAAAGGUCAGCGGUUUGAAGCCUUACUCAGAGUGCGAGUUAAUAAACACCUGUCAUGGCUUUUUGUGUCAUUUUAAACAAGCUGGAUUGCUUUUUGAAUCUUAAAUGAUGGCCUUUUUUAUAUUUUUUAUACACUGCUGAUUUACCGAUAAAAUAAAAGUAGUAGCAGACAGCUUAAGUCAAUGAAUCUAACCAGUGCCAGUUUUAGUUAAUCUUUUUGUGCACACCACACACGCACAACCAUGCUUCUGCUAACCAAACUUUUGUUAUCGUGAUUUAACUAAUUGAUGUAUGUAGAGAUGCAGUUUACUGAAGAUCCUUUUUUUUCUUUUUUUUUUCUUGUGUGUUUUAAAGUGUCAGGCAUUGGCAGAUUCUUCUGGAAGGAAUGUUAGAGCGAGAAAAUUAUCACAUUUGUAACAUUUCUUAAUUAAUAAAUCAUUUAAAUCGGA
Molecule: messenger RNA, 3502 nt
Organism: Dicentrarchus labrax (European seabass)
Lineage: Eukaryota; Metazoa; Chordata; Actinopteri; Moronidae
Gene: ivns1abpa
Product: influenza virus NS1A binding protein a
Exons: 15
Coding region: 517-2469 (650 amino acids)
Molecular function (GO): protein binding
Source: RefSeq, a predicted model, not a curated record